Messenger RNA from Melampsora larici-populina 98AG31, 513 nucleotides. RefSeq lists its product as uncharacterized. The record is from RefSeq and is a predicted model, not a curated record. NCBI's taxonomy places the organism in Eukaryota, Fungi, Basidiomycota, Pucciniomycetes, Pucciniales, Melampsoraceae. The coding region runs from base 1 to 513 and encodes 170 amino acids. The transcript is spliced from 2 exons.
AUGGCCAAUCUUCCCAUCGGUACAACUUCGGGUUCUUCGGGUUCAGUUUUGAAUCCAGCCACUGCCCACGCUUCCGCUUCCCCAGCUUCCAUACCUUUACCACCGAACAACCCAUACAAUCCGUACUUUCAUCCAGCUUAUAUGUAUCCCACUCCUCACUACUGGCCCACUCCUUUUGCUUACCAAUCUAACCCAACUACCGAACAAGGGUUCACACGACCUCAACCAUCAUUCCAAUGGCCAAAUCCUGCUUAUAUGUCUUCUCAGCCACCACCUAAUUUGCCUCUGUAUCCUUAUCAUCCAAUGACAAAUGGUUAUCCUCCGCCACCACCUCCUCAAGUUCCACUCACCCCUUACUUGACUCAAACUGUAGAACCGUGGCCUAGCCCGUUAGCCACCAGUCCAAAAUCGUCUAUGUCACAUGUGGUGUUCAAGACUAUCAGUCCAAAAACAUCCACUUCGAACCCACGCAAGGCCCCGCUCAGUCCAAAUGGUUCUCAAUCUUCCUCGUAA